UUAAGUAUCACCUGAUCGAUGCUUAAAUUAGCACUUGAAAUACUUUAGUGCUUUGUCACGCUGAAACGCAGUUUAUUUUGAUGUGUGAGGACUGCAGCUUUACAGGAACCCAUUUUCUUAUUCUAAGCUCUACACGGAACUGAAAAAGGUUACACCAGUAAUGCUAACCAGCUGUGCAGCUAGUGUCACCGGUGUUGUCGCUGACAGCCUGUCACUCACCUUGCUGCUGUAACUAUAAUCUUGUUAGUAGAUACAGAGUUGAAUGACAGUGGCUGUGUUGCCUGUGCGUUAGUGUUUUACUAAAAUUUCGUGGAGCUGAGACGCUGAAAAUGAGAGAAGGAGUGUGUGGCCUGUGAUUCAGCUCUUGUGUAGCCAUGGAGAAGCCGUGGAGGUUGUGGGGGGCAAUGGAGCGUUGCACCCUCACUCUGGUGUCCUGGUCCUGGGGUGCCUGUCGUGUCUCCCUUUUGGCCCUUAUCCUCACCUUCCAUCUAUAUGGAGGAUUUUUUCUCCUCGCUCUCAUCUUAGCAUCUGUGGCAGGCAUCCUCUACAAAUUUCAGGAUGUUCUCCUCUAUUUUCCUGACCAGCCUUCCUCCUCUCGCCUUUAUGUUCCCAUGCCAACAGGAAUCCCACAUGAGAAUGUGUAUAUUCGUACUAAGGACGGUGUCAAGCUCAACCUCAUCCUGCUUCGUUACACAGGAGGGGACACAUCUCCUGGAGUCACUGCUGGAAAUCAAAGCUGCCCCACUUCUUCUGCUCCCCCUACGAUCCUUUAUUUCCAUGGUAAUGCAGGUAAUAUUGGUCACAGGGUGCCAAACGCCCUGUUAAUGUUGGUCAAUCUGAAAGCUAACGUGGUGCUGGUGGACUACCGUGGUUAUGGAAAAAGUGAGGGUGAGCCCAGCGAGGAUGGGCUCUACCUUGAUGCCGAGGCCACGUUGGACUAUGUCAUGACCCGCCCUGAUCUAGACAAAACAAAGGUGGUACUCUUUGGUCGCUCACUAGGAGGUGCCGUGGCUGUUCGAUUGGCAUCAGUCAACCCUCAUAGAGUAGCAGCCAUUAUUGUUGAAAACACCUUCCUCAGCAUCCCCCAUAUGGCAGCAACGCUCUUCUCCUUCUUGCCCAUGCGCCUGCUCCCCUUGUGGUGCUAUAGGAAUAAGUUCCUGUCCUAUAGACAGGUGGCGCUGUGCCGCAUGCCUUCGCUGUUUGUGUCUGGUCUGUCUGAUCAGCUCAUCCCACCAGUUAUGAUGAAACAACUGUACGAGCUGUCUCCUGCACGGACUAAGCGCCUGGCUAUCUUUCCAGAGGGCACGCACAACGACACGUGGCAGUGUCAGGGCUAUUUUGCUGCUUUGGAGCAGUUCAUUAAAGACCUGCUGAAGAGCCAUGCCCACGAGGAGAGCGCUCAGCCUUCAGCUAGCGUCACCAUUAUCUAAAAAAGAAAAAAAAAAGUCAGGGACUGACUGUUCAUGGGCUUGAGUGGACUGAUUGGGAAAGCUUCACUGAUUAUUUGGAAGAAUGUACAUUUUUUUAAUCCUUUUGUGUGGGGUUUUAUUUUAUUUCACUCUUUUUACCUUUCUGUAAAUUUAACAUGUCAAAAUAUUUUCACUGUUUCAAGGUUCUAAGAGAGGGUAAGAAUGUCCUCCUGAGUUUGUUUGCAGAUAUGUAUGCAUGUAUUUUUGACAUUUUUUAACGAAUGAAGCCAGAUCAUACAUGUCACAACACAGAAGACUUUGCUCUAGUAAGUCUGCUCGAAUGAAUUAAAGUCAGUGAAACAGCUUCUCUUGUUACUGCGUCCAUAUAGGGGCCUAUGGUGUUUCAGUGAAAACUGAUUGUUACUGCAGUUAAAAUUUCAGUUCAUCUGAUAAACUGAGCUAGGCCUGAUAAUGCAGUCUAGGCCUUCAGUGUAAAUAUAUUUAAUUUUCUAAAUUGCACUUUUCUUUUUAAACUUACCCAAGUGUUUAAUUAUAUGAGCUAACAUCUUCUGAGCAAUACUUUGAGCAGUGUACUUUUUUCCUCUCCCUCUUUAAGCGUUAAUCUGAUGUAUGUGCAACAGAUUGGCAUAGAAGGAUAUUGUUGUGAUUACUGUCUAUACACAUACACCCUUUGAACUUUACUUUUAAAAGUAGCAGAAAGCUUCCUGUUGAAUAAUUAUAUUCAGCCACAAGUGUUUGCUGAGAUGAAGUGGUCAGGAAGAUGAAAUGACAUGUUUGAUACUUCUGCCUGUCAAAAAUAACUUAUGGACCUCUUAUUUCCUGUCUAGCUGCUUCUGUUUCAUUGUGAUUAAGAUAAUCUACACGCUGUUCUCCCUGGUUAAAAUGCAAUGCGCACACAAGAAAAGGUCUUUGUUUUUUAAUUGGGCUUUAGGGGUUAUUAUGCAACAUUGGCUUCUAUAGUUUAUGGUAAGAACCUUUUACAGCAAGUUACAUUAGUGUGUUAUAUAUCUGCACCGAAGGAGUCAUCGGUUGGUGUAAUGGUCUUGCCCCUGCUGACCGCUGGAACACAAUAGGGAAAAAUUACAUAGUUCUCAUUUUGUGCAAAAAAGUAUUCAGAAGAUUUGCAGAUAUGAGUCCUCAGUAGUCUAAGCAAGAGAAAUUUAGUGUGUAAUUUCCCAAAGUUAAUACUGCAAAUCAACAAGAAACUGCAGUCCAGCAAAUUCUAAUAGGGGGAUUUUGAGGGCAGAAAUUAACUUUUGAAGAUUAAUGAAAUUCUAAGAAUUAUUUUUUAACAAAGACUGAGGAAUGUGAACUUGCCCUAUACCUCUCACCCUUUAGUCACACCAUGUGAGAUUUCUGGGAGGCAUUACAGACAUGACGAAUGAUUACCAAGAAAGAUAGUUCCUAAAAAUUUACUGUACAGCAUUUGGCCAUUUGAAUACUGAAUUGAAAUCAUUUUAGGGAGCAAAAAACAAACCAAAACACAGAAACUGUUUUUUAAAGAAGAGGUGUAUUUAGGAAUGAGGUGUAAGCUUUUUUCUUAGCUUUUAUCAUCAGCAUUGUAAUUGUUAAUUGGAAGAUUCUGUCACCCCAUGCUUAUUUGCAAAACGGCUUUACUCACUUGGAGGGCUUUUAAUGAGCUAAUUAACCUUUCCUGCAUGUCUUCCAUGGGAUGGAGCGGAGCUCGACAAUUAAAACGCUAUUAUCAGCUCUUGCUUUCUAAAUGCAGCACGCGGCAGUGCAGUGGUAUCAAAGCCAUUUGAACAAGCUCAACAGAUCUCCUUAGCCAUAUUUAAUACUGUUUGAGACGUAUGCUAAACAAAAUCUGACAAUGCCAGAAGACCAAAUUUGUGCAUCACUGUAACUUGACAAAUGAUCGAAAUCCUACUAUGAAUGUAAAUGGUGGUCUUAAGUGAACAUGCUUUAUAGAAAUCGUAUAUUGCUGGUCUUUUCUUCCUUUUUCUUUGACUUAUUUUACUGGCGGCACUGAACAUUUUGGGACAUUUUUGUAUUAUAUCAAAUCCAUAUGCUGAGUUAAUGCACAUUGUGCAUACAACCAUGUGAGUAUACACUCUUUUGGCUCCACUAGCUUUGUUUUACACUUCUGCUGUGACUUAGAAUUGCACCAUCUCAUCAUUCGAGAGAAGAUUGCGGAACUUGUUGUCAUUCACUUGAUUUACCAUUUUGUAGCCUGGUAGGAAGCAAAUUUAAUAAUAAAUGGGAUAUUGAGUCUUCAUCCUAGCCAAAUGUGCUUUUACAGUCUAACACCCUGUGGAUGAAAACAAAUAAAAUUGAAUGUCUUUUAAGUUUUUAUAGAAAAUCAUUGGCCGAUCGGAUGCGACAGUGCACUGUGGGACUUUUUUUUUUUUCUUUAUGUGAAUCUAUUCGGAAGAAAUGCUGGCGAAAAUGUUGCCAUAACUCAGAAUUGGUAUGUUGCAUUUUAAAGCUGGCAUGUAAUAACAUCGAGUCUUGGCAAAUUUGUGUGGAAAUGAACAUGCACAGUCUCGACAUACUUUGUGUAUAUCUGCCACAACCGCUCCGCUUCUGUAUGCUCUGAAGAAAAACUGAUGAUUUAUUACUACAGACAAACAUCUGAAUGAGUCAUCUUUUGACUUCUGAGUACAGGGCGGUCAGUUUGAGCAAUUUUUUCCAUUUUCCAGUUGUUUCUUUACGAUUUUUAAACAAUGUCGACAACUUCUUUUGUAAGCACACAUUUUCACUUUCUAUUUUCUGUACUGUAACAUGCAAUAAAUUGAUACAUUAAAAUCUU
Maylandia zebra (zebra mbuna) is the source of this 4200-nucleotide messenger RNA. It is a transcript of the gene abhd13, whose product is annotated as abhydrolase domain containing 13. Gene Ontology annotation, molecular function: palmitoyl-(protein) hydrolase activity. Gene Ontology annotation, cellular component: membrane. The record is from RefSeq and is a predicted model, not a curated record. NCBI's taxonomy places the organism in Eukaryota, Metazoa, Chordata, Actinopteri, Cichliformes, Cichlidae.